Molecule: messenger RNA, 1467 nt
Organism: Ustilago hordei
Lineage: Eukaryota; Fungi; Basidiomycota; Ustilaginomycetes; Ustilaginales; Ustilaginaceae
Exons: 1
Coding region: 1-1467 (488 amino acids)
Biological process (GO): mitochondrion organization
Cellular component (GO): SAM complex
Source: RefSeq, a predicted model, not a curated record
AUGUCCACCUCCACAGAACCUUGGGUAUCCUCGACCUCAACCGCCUUAUACGGCAGCAAAAGCCUCCGUCUUUACAUCUGGGGAGCAACGCCAACACUCCCCUCUCUCGAUCCUACCUCACUCUACGCCGCUACCAUCCUCUAUGCUACUUUCUCCUCCAACCCUCAAUUCCAGAUUCAAUUGGUUUCUGCUACGACUUCACUCCUCCGCGUACCUUUACUGCAGGUGCUGGACGAGAACAAUCUCACCUCUAAGGUGCACACUUCGAUCGAAUCCAUUCUCUCAUUUUGCGUCGCUUUCGGUCUCGAUUCCGCCCUUCAAACCGAUGCUGAACUGAACGCGAAGACGUUAGCACUACACGCAUUGCUAGACGACCAACUACUAGACCUAACCUUACACUCGCUAUUCUCCCUUCCACCUAACUAUCGCACUACCACUGCUCCGGCUUAUUCCUCAAUCGGCCCACUCGAUUCCAACCCCAGCAGCUCAACCCUGGCGAAGAUUGCUUCUUUACCACUACGAUUCCAACCGAGCAUUCCCUCCCGGUUGCGGAAUGCAGUAGAAACGCGCUUGACCGCAGUCGGGUUGUGGGGUCUUGGCGGAAAAGAAGCCUCUGCUCAAUCUGGUCAAGCAGAUGAUCUUGCAGCUCGAGCAGGCAUCAUCCCAACCAAAAAGCGCGGGUUGGCAGCAACACAGAAGGAGGUGGUGAGGGAGGAGUUUGAGAAAUCCAAACUCACCCGUCAAGCCUCUGAAGUGCUAGAGGUGCUUGAUUCUGCACUGGAAUCGAAAGUGCUAAGCAGGGGUGAGGUGGGGAGUCUAGAUGCCAAAGUAUUUUCCUACCUCGCCCCACUACUUUUGGCUCAUCCAAAACUACCUAUCGACAUCUUACCCCGCCUGAUCUCAACUCGGUAUCCGAAACUGGUUGAGUAUCUAUCUCAAACGAAAGAGAAGCUAUAUCCGGAAGGUGGAGUACAAUGGUUGAGUCAGUCAGAAGCAAUUAAAACCCCACCCACAACAGUGGCAGAAGGAGGAAGUGGAGGGGAAGGGGGAGGACUGUGGAGUUACAUCUGGCCUUCGUUUGGAGGAGGAGGUUUGGAAUCAAAGGCAAGUUUCACCACCAAUACCCUACCACAGGCCCAAUAUCAGUCCAACCAAAGCAGUGGUGCGAGGAGGAAACCGAAUUCUUCGGCUUCACCGGAAAAUAGCAAGUUGAAGUGGGGUAGAGCAGUGUGGAUCUGUUCAGCGGUGAUUGGAUUGGUGGGGUAUACGUUUGCUAGUGGAAUUGUGAGUGUUCGAAUCGUUUCCCCGGACGAUAUUGAGGAGGAGGAAGGAGAAGAAGAAGACGAAGCAGAGGAGGAGGAUGAAGAGGAUGAGGAGCAAGGGUGGCAGUUCCAAUCGGAAGAAGACAUGGAAGACGAACUUGAAGAAGAGAUGGAGAUGGACGAAGAGGAAGAAGACGAGUACUGA